Aspergillus fumigatus Af293 is the source of this 705-nucleotide messenger RNA. RefSeq names its product NAD(P)/FAD-dependent oxidoreductase. The record is from RefSeq and is a predicted model, not a curated record. NCBI's taxonomy places the organism in Eukaryota, Fungi, Ascomycota, Eurotiomycetes, Eurotiales, Aspergillaceae. Gene Ontology annotation, molecular function: flavin adenine dinucleotide binding; sarcosine oxidase activity.
AUGUUACGUGUCCAGCCAACUGAUAAACUUGGUGAAUUGGAGAAAGAGACACUUGCAAACUUGGAGCGCGAUGGACUUCGUCACACGCAGUUUGUCAAGAGCAAUCCUGAGGACCGACAGCGUGCGGAGAGCCUGGGGUGGUCAGGCAAACUCCUCAACUUCGAGAUACCAGGUACCGAGCCAAGGCAGACGUAUGAUGCAGUCCUAGACUCACUCGCUGGGUUUGUGAGGUGUAGUAAUGCUUGUGCCUAUUGGCACAAGAUUGCACUGGCGGACGGGGUCAGGUUUUGCUUUGGAAAAGAAGGUGCAGUCGAAUCCUUGGUAAAGGCCCCGAGCACCACGGAGCCCGGAAAGGAAAAGGUCACAGGUAUUCGAACUGAGGAUGGGAGUCUUCAUACCGUGGAUACUGUUGUUGUUGCUGCUGGGUCCUUUUCGACUCAGGUCUUACCUGAGUUAAGCUACCAUCUCGAGUCAUCUGCUGGUAGUGUAGCCACAUUCAAAAUUGAUCGCAAGCAAACAGAUCUAUGGGAUAAGUACUCCCCCGACAAAUUCCCCGUCAUCACUUGGAAAGCCACUCCCCGUGAUAAGGCCGGCAAGGACACUGGUAGUAUCUACGUCUUGCCUCGCACGCCGCAAGGCUACCUCAAGAUUGGGUACCGAGGAAUAAAGGUAAGAGGCUUCAAGCAACGGCUUAUCAGAUACUGA